Erythranthe guttata (spotted monkey flower) is the source of this 2533-nucleotide messenger RNA. RefSeq names its product ABC transporter G family member 15. The record is from RefSeq and is a predicted model, not a curated record. Gene Ontology annotation, molecular function: ABC-type transporter activity; ATP hydrolysis activity; ATP binding. NCBI's taxonomy places the organism in Eukaryota, Viridiplantae, Streptophyta, Magnoliopsida, Lamiales, Phrymaceae. Gene Ontology annotation, cellular component: membrane.
AUAUGAUCUCAAAUAGCAAGAACUUGAGAACCAUAACUCAAUAGUUACUGGUUUGGUGAAUACAGUUAGUUAUUCAUUCCUCUAAGGGUACAACUUCUUUUUUGCCUUUCUUUUAUAGUUAAUUAGCAUUAUGGAAAUAGAGGUGACAGGUGGCGGUGGUGGUACGGCGGGAGCUAAUGGCGGCGGUGAGAUGGAGAUGACGGAGCUGCCGCUGAGAGGCGGUGAGGCGUACUUGGUUUGGCAGGACUUGACGGUGGUGCUGCCGAAUUUCGGGAUGCAGGGUCCAACCCGGAAGUUGCUUAACGGGCUUAACGGAUGCGCCGAAGCGGGUCGGAUCAUGGCUAUUAUGGGUCCUUCUGGCUCCGGCAAAUCCACCCUUCUUGAUUCCUUAGCAGGUAGAUUAUCAAGAAAUGUACUCAUGACUGGAAAUAUUCUUCUAAACGGCAAGAAACGGAAGCUAGACUAUGGAGUUGUCGCUUACGUCACGCAAGAAGACGUGCUAUUGAGUACGCUUACGGUGAGAGAAACCCUAACAUACUCUGCUCAUUUACGGCUUCCGAAUUCGACAACUAGAGAAGACAUAAAAGGCAUUGUAGAAGGAACUAUAACCGAAGUCGGGCUUUACGACUGCGCGGACCGCCAGGUGGGAAGUUGGCAGUCGAGGGGUAUAAGUGGCGGAGAAAAGAAAAGAUUGAGCAUUGCGCUCGAAAUUCUCGUACGCCCUCGUAUUCUGUUUCUUGAUGAACCUACUACCGGACUUGAUAGUGCGGCAUCGUUCUUCGUUAUACAAGCUAUCAAGAAUCUUGCGCGUGAUGGAAGAACCGUGAUCUCGUCUAUUCAUCAGCCUAGUAGUGAAGUUUUCGCUCUUUUUGACGACCUCUUUUUACUGUCUGGCGGUGAAACGGUUUAUUUUGGUGAGGCUAAGAUGGCAACAAAGUUUUUUGCUGAGGCGGGAUUUCCGUGUCCGAGUAGGAGAAACCCGUCGGAUCAUUUCUUGCGGUGUAUUAACUCGGAUUUUGAUGUUGUGACAGCCACAUUGAAGGGUUCACAAAGACUACGUGAAACACAAAUUACCGCAGAUCCGCUGCUGAAUAUGGCAACAGCAGACAUCAAAUCAGCCCUCAUCCAUCGAUACAAUCGAUCAGCGUACGGUAAAAGGGCAAGACUCAAGAUCCAAGAAUUCUCCACCUCCCAAGGAGCCGAUAUCGAACUGAUUAAAGGAAGCCAAGCAACAUGGUGGAAACAGCUCAGGACACUGACGAAAAGAUCGUUCUUGAAUAUGUCUAGAGAUGUCGGAUACUACUGGUCUCGUAUAGUCGUGUAUAUGAUAGUCGGAGUAUGCGUCGGAACUUUGUUCUACGAUGUGGGGACCAAUUACACCGCAAUCUUGGCGAGGGCAGCUUGUGGUGGAUUUGUUACUGGCUUUAUGACUUUCAUGUCAAUUGGUGGUUUCCCUUCUUUUAUCGAGGAAUUAAAGGUUUUCACUCGAGAAAGGAUAAACGGAUAUUACGGAGUUUCUGUGUUCAUAUUGUCGAAUUUUUUGUCUUCGUUUCCUUUCUUGGUUGCGGUGGCGGUUAGUACGGGGACAAUUACAUUCUACAUGGUUUUUCGAGCCGGAUUUUCUCGUUACGUAUUCUUUUGUCUUAAUAUAUUCGGAUCGAUUGCAAUGGUGGAGAGCGUGAUGAUGAUUGUGGCCUCGUUGGUUCCUAAUUUCUUGAUGGGGAUUAUAACUGGUGCCGGAGUUCUCGGUAUUAUGAUGAUGACUGCCGGAUUCUUCCGGUUGCUUCCGGAUCUUCCGAAACCCGUUUGGCGGUAUCCAAUUUCGUACAUUGGAUACGGUGCAUGGGCACUGCAGGGAGCAUACAAGAAUGAUAUGAUUGGAGUCGUAUUCGAACCGCUUGUACCAGGCGAUCCGAAAAUAAAGGGAGAGGAUGUAAUAACGAAGAUGUUUGGAAUAUCGCUCGAUGCUUCAAAGUGGUGGGAUUUAUUCGCUUUGUUUGUACUUAUAAUAUGUUACAGAUUCCUCUUUUUCGUUGUUCUCAAGUUGAAGGAGAGAACUGCGGAGUAUUUCCAGUCGAUUUAUGCAAAGAGGUUAUUGCGCCGGUUCAAAAAGCACCCUUCGUUUAAGAGGAAGGCGUCCUAUUCUUCUUCUACGUCGUCCCAAAAGUACCCUAAAGUACUCCUUUCUUUGUCUUCUCAAGAAGGCCUUAACUCUCCACAGGUGUAAUUCGAGAGAUUAAAUGUUCCGUUAUUUUUUUUUUUUCUUUUUUUUUUGCUUAUUUCGUUCUUGAUCGGUGCUGGAUCAAUUACGUAUUACUGCAUAAAGAGUGUGUGUUUUUAUAAGACUCUUGUGUAACACGUUUUUUUUUUUUUUUUGUAUCAAGUGAAUAAAGUGAGUGAUGGUAAGAUUCAUGUCACGUUUAUUGUUGUUUCCAUGAUAUAUUGAUAUUAUCCGAGUAUUUGAUGGAUUUGUGGAACGAGCUUAACGAAUUCGUACGAAAUUUUCUGUGAGAAAUGUGUUGAGUUGAUUGAA